This is a messenger RNA of Penicillium daleae, 1059 nucleotides long. Its product is annotated as putative sexual development protein (LsdA). NCBI's taxonomy places the organism in Eukaryota, Fungi, Ascomycota, Eurotiomycetes, Eurotiales, Aspergillaceae. The transcript has 2 exons. Bases 1 to 1059 code for a protein of 352 amino acids. The record is from RefSeq and is a predicted model, not a curated record.
AUGCGCAUUUCCGACCUUACCAUUGUGCUCUCGAGCCUGGCAUCGUUCGCCAUGGCGGCUCCGGCUUCCUAUGGGAAGACUCAGCUGCCCGAUGGAUUGCCUACUCCAAACCCCGACCAGCUAAAGGCGAUCGAGCUAGCCGCCCAUGGCACUCUGUCAAAUGCUCCUCCCCCACCAUCGAUCAGCGCCGAUGGCAUUGUCAAUCUGCAGUUGAUUGCCUUCAACGAAAACUCCGAAGUCGCUUUCUUUGAUCAACUGAUCUACAACAUUACGAACAAAGUCGACGGCUAUCAUAUCAAAGAUGAGAAGGAGUACACCACGAUACUGGCUGCCUUGAAGGCAAUUCUUGCUCAAGAGGAACUUCAUGAACUCAAUGCCAACAAUGCCUUGGCUCACUUCAUGAAGGACCGGAUCCUGCCCUGCGAAUACAUCUUCCCCGUCCAUGACCUCGAAUCUGCUAUCACGCUGGCCUCGACCUUCACCCCCCUGGUCUUGGCCACCCUUCAAGACGUGGUGGAUAUCUUCGCUGUCGGUGGUGACCACGGUCUCGCCCGUGGGGUCACCGCCGUCGUGGGCCAGGAAGGAGAACAGCAGGGAUUCUUCCGCAUCCUCCAGGACAAGAUCCCCAGUGAACUGCCCUUCUUGACUACCGGCGUGCGUGACUUCGCCUUUACUGCCCUCCAAGGCUUUAUCGUGCCUGGAAGUUGCCCCAACAUCAACGAGAUCCCCCUGCAGACCUUCGAGGCUUUGACUGUUCUUACUCCUCCUGGCCCUCACAGCCAGGACAUCACUGUUCAGUUCAACGAUCCCAACUAUGAUGCUAGCCACUCGCUGUGGUUGACCUAUAUCAACCAGCAGAACCUGCCGAUCGUGGAGCCCCUGCACAUCAUCAGUCACGAUGGCAAGUGGGUCAAGGCCGAGGCGCUCUUCCCAUUCGACGCUAAUGAGAUGAAUGGCCUGAGCAUCGCCGCGGUGACCAACUCUGCCGGUCCAUUCGCUAAUGCAAACGCUGUGGCUAAGGCGACACUUGCUGGACCCGGUUUGAUCAUCGUCAACUAA